CAAGUUUCCAGGUGGAGAAAGAGAGAGGGAGGGACCAAACGCCCACAUUUCCCAUCUCAAUAAAUAAACUAAAACAAAUCCAACAGCGGAGGGAGUGAUUAAAAAAACCAUGCCCUAAUAGAGAGACGACACCACCACCACCACCAACUCGCCCACCCUCUCUCUCUUUUUGGGAGAGAAACCAAGCAAGCGUGAAGAGUAUAGAGAAGGCGGUAGAGAGAGAGAGAGAGAGGGGGAUGGAGAAGGCGAACGAGCUGGUGGAGGAGGCGGCGCGGUUGGCGGAGCAGGCGAGGGAGCUGCAGGACGCCGCCGCGGCGCUGCUCUCCAAGACCUGGAACGAGGAGCAGGCGCUUCGGCAGCGGGCCCUCGCCCUCGUGUCCGACCUCAAGCGCCUGCGCUCCUCCGUUGAUUCCGUCGCCACGAAGAACCCCGCCGUUCUCGAUCCCAAGAUCGCUGGCAAGAUCGAAGAAGAAUUAUACAGGGCGAGAUGCCUCAUCAGUGAUGGCGAUGUGGCAUCGCUUCUUCCGAGCGAAGCUCAUGGUCGGUUCUUGAAGAUGUUUCUUGGCCCGGUGAAUGUGAGGGCAAUGAGGAAAGAGGUUCAGCUAAAAGUGAAAGAGGAGUACAACAGCUAUAGAGAUAGGACGGCCUUUUUAUUUCUUCUUUUUCCAUGCACUCUACUUCUUUUAAGGUCUUAUAUCUGGGAUGGAUGCUUUCCAGCAUUGCCUGUUCAGUUGUAUCAGGCUUGGCUGUUAUUUCUCUACACAAGUCUAGCAUUACGAGAAAAUAUUUUGAGAGUAAAUGGAAGUGAUAUUCGUCCUUGGUGGAUAUUUCAUCACUACUGUGCUAUGUUGAUGGCUCUUGUAAGUCUCACGUGGGAGAUAAAGGGGCAACCUGGUUGUGCCAACAAGCAGAAAGGGGUACAACUAUUUCUGGUAUGGGCUAUGAUGCAAGGUGUUGCAAUGCUUCUACAAAACAGAUAUCAACGUCAAAGAUUGUAUACUCGCAUUGCUUUGGGAAAGGCUAAAAGGAUGGAUGUUGUGUGGGGAGAAACUGCUGGUGUUGAAGGUCAACUAUGGCUGUUAUGCCCCAUUCUCUUCAUCUUGCAGUUUCCUUUGCUGUCAAAACUGCCUCAUUUUCAGGUUUUUGAAGCAUAUGUUGGGAUCUUACUGCUUCGCACAGCUUUGGUUGGUGUUAUCCGUGAGUGGCAGGUCAUAGUUUGUGGGUCUUUGCUGGUUUUGAUGGCAGUGGGUAACUUUGCAAACACAGUACAAACCCUCAUGGCAAAAUCCCGAUUCAAAGCAAAGAUGAGGAGAACUAAGAGCAAGCAUGAUUUUGAUGCAAAUGCAUCACCUCCCGACUCAUCGCCAACUUCUUAAAGGUCAUAGAACGUAUCUUAGUCAAGCUCUGUUUUGAAGAAUAUGUUGUCUAAUGCCAAUGUCUUUGUAAAGCAUUAUUUUGUUUGCUAUAGCUUCUAUCCAAAUGUCAUCAAUAUUUUCACUUGAUCUAACCGUGUAUGAUGAGGUAAGGGGUGGUUUCCAUGGUGAGCUUCAGUUCGUAAUAAAUUAUUUUUCCCCCUUGUUAGUUGCA
Molecule: messenger RNA, 1587 nt
Organism: Elaeis guineensis (African oil palm)
Lineage: Eukaryota; Viridiplantae; Streptophyta; Magnoliopsida; Arecales; Arecaceae
Source: RefSeq, a predicted model, not a curated record